CCAACACCUGGAAAUAUGAAACACGCACCACAGAUGUUCACCGACAAGUGUUCUUUGUGUAAACGGACAUUGUUCUCCGGCAAGAAGACCUCAGUUAAUCUUGUACUAGACUCCCUUCUGUUACUGCAAGGUUCCUCUGAGUUAAGAGUGACGGAAUUCGUCAUCAUGAAGUGGUGCCUUGCUCUCUUGGUCCUCGGAAUGGUCUGCGUGGCCCAGUGUAACAUUUACGACUAUCCUGAAGAGGAGCAGAUCGAGAAGUUGGAGAGCCUUCUGCUGAAACUCCUCCAGCCUAGGCCACGACCUGUCAUCCAGAUCAGCGAGCAACUGCACAUCAAGGCAUCCAAGUGUUGUCAUGCUGUGCCUAUAAUGGACUGCUGCACCCCUUCCGACUGCUGUACACUGGGUCUGGAAUCCUGUUGUAAAUAGAUCGUCAAACAAGCUAGCCAUUGAAGAAGAGAUUGAGGUUAAAAGAAAGAAAAAAAGUAUCCUUUGGUUUUGUUUUUCGAAGAUGCGGGCGGUUUGUUAUUUGAAAUUUUGAGUAUUUGAUGUUGUUUAAAUGGAAAGAAAUAGAUUUUGGUUUUCGGUGACAUCGCCUUCAAAGCCAUCCGGUAAUGUAUUUAUUUAGAUUGAAAAAAAAGUGUUUAUUGUGUAAUUUUAAAUAUAUAUAAAUGACCAUCAUGCUAUCAGCGGCAUUUCUACAUUAAAAACAUUAAUAACAGGAA
Penaeus chinensis is the source of this 722-nucleotide messenger RNA. RefSeq lists its product as uncharacterized. NCBI's taxonomy places the organism in Eukaryota, Metazoa, Arthropoda, Malacostraca, Decapoda, Penaeidae. The record is from RefSeq and is a predicted model, not a curated record. Bases 16 to 426 code for a protein of 136 amino acids. The transcript has 3 exons.